Apaloderma vittatum (bar-tailed trogon) is the source of this 525-nucleotide messenger RNA. RefSeq names its product protein shisa-9-like. Gene Ontology annotation, cellular component: postsynaptic membrane; AMPA glutamate receptor complex; dendritic spine membrane. The record is from RefSeq and is a predicted model, not a curated record. Lineage: Eukaryota; Metazoa; Chordata; Aves; Trogoniformes; Trogonidae. Gene Ontology annotation, biological process: regulation of short-term neuronal synaptic plasticity; regulation of AMPA receptor activity.
ACCACUCCAGCCUUGGGGAACAGGUAGACCCCUCCGAGCCACCUCCCACCCCGGACUUCUGCAGGGGCUACUUUGACGUGAUGGGGCAGUGGGACCCCCCCUUUAACUGCAGCUCGGGGGAGUUCAUCUUCUGCUGCGGCACUUGUGGCUUCAGGGUUUGCUGCAAGUUCAAGAAGACGAGGCUGGAUCAAAGCACCUGCACAAACUAUGAGACGCCGUUAUGGAUGAACACUGGGAAGCCUCCUUCACGCAUAGACGACCCUCUGCAUGACCCUACCAGGGAUAAAACCAACCUCAUUGUCUACAUCAUCUGUGUAGCGGUCAUGGUGCUUGUGGGGAUCUUCACCAAACUAGGGCUGGAGAAGGCACACAGACCCCAGCGGGAGCACAUGUCCAGGGCUCUCGCUGAUGUUAUGCGACCUCAAGGUCCAUGUACAACAGAUCACAUGGAAAGAGAUCUAAACAUUGUAGUACAUGUGCAACAUUAUGAAAACAUGGAGACGCGACCUCCUCCAAAUAAUUUGC